AUGGAUCUCAAUUCCACUUCGGAGGAAGACGAGGAUGAUAAAUUCGACGAUGACAAAGGAGAUGAUCAUCAUGACGAUGAAACUGAUGAUGAUGAUGAUGAUCUGGGUGGAGAUGGUGUUGGUCUUUGGUCGGGGAUGAGGCUCACACGGGCGAUGUUCCCUGAACAGUCUCAAGGUGGGGAGGAGAACAUUGAUGUUGAUGCAACAAUUGCAUCUGCUGUUAAAGCUGUGGAGAAUUUGAUUGGUUCCUCAACUCAUGCCCCUGCUCCCCCUUGCUUCGGUGCAUCUAAAUCGAGUUCAUCCUCGGUUUCUCCUGAUGAUUCUGUGUAUAAGGUCGUUAAAUAUGUGCGUGGUUUGUGCCCGUUGGACAACAAGAUUGGUGAACCUGUCGAUCCGCAAUUGGAAGCUGAGUUUGUCAAGUGGGUUGAUACAGGUCUUAGAAAGCAUAAAUCUAACACAACAACUAAUGUGUAUUGUAAGGGUAAGGACACUAUAUUUCCGCCAUUUCGUUUUGGUGUUGAGGACAUCAGCAACAAGAUGUGGUUUCACAACCUUGCCUACCCUAAUUGUUUCCUUACCAAUUCUCACAUUGACAUCAUUUUCUAUUAUCUUCGUAAGAAAAUAAUGUACUCAGCCGAGCCGAAAAUCAAAGUCACCACAACUGAUUGCCUCUUUUGUUCUAGCAUAACAACUUUGUAUGAGAGGUUUGUUGAGAAAAACAACGAUAUAUCGGUGUUGUCUCUUUCUCACAAUGUGGCCCAGUACAUUCAAGGUGGUAAGAUAUUAUGUGCCACUCCUUGGCAUUUGGUUGAUCAUGUUGUUAUGCCUAUCAAUGUAAAAUUACAGGAUCAUUGGAUUUGUGGUCGUCUUAACAUAGUUGAUAGGCGCAUAUAUCUGUACAAUUCAUUGCGUUCUGGGAGGUAUAUGACUGCUGCCAAAGAGGCUUGCAAGCCUUUCUCUGUUAUUUUACCAUAUUACUUCUCUAUGUUAGACUUCAAAGGCCUUCGCAACGAAACUAAGUUUAGCACUAUGGAACCGUUCCCUACUGUUGCUGUUGAUGGUUUACCCGAGCAGGUCACAGCUGAUUGUGGUGUUUUUGUUGCAUCAUUUGCUGAGUAUUUCAUUGAUGGCAAACCCAUCCCAUCCUCUGAUUUUGAUGUGGAAAUUCACCGCGAUCGUUUGGCUGCUUUAUUUUAUCAAUAUGGGAUGAAGAAGCAAACUGAGAACAUUGAAAGUGAAUCUGAGGCCCCUCCCAGCCUUCCCAAGAAGUGAUUUGUUUUUUCAAUCAGAAUGUCAUUGUUCUUAUAGUUUUUUAAUGUUGUUUUAAUAUUUUUCAUGUUGUUUUUCGUAAACAAACAUUGGUGUUCUGUUGUUUUUCCUUACGUUUUGUGUGGACAAUAUGUAAUCUUUUAUUUUUGUAUGUUUUUUCUUAUUAUUUUUAUGUACAAACAAGUUGGUAUGUUAAAGUUGUUUGUUUUUUCA
Cannabis sativa is the source of this 1482-nucleotide messenger RNA. RefSeq lists its product as uncharacterized. Gene Ontology annotation, biological process: proteolysis. The transcript is spliced from 8 exons. Bases 1 to 1272 code for a protein of 423 amino acids. Lineage: Eukaryota; Viridiplantae; Streptophyta; Magnoliopsida; Rosales; Cannabaceae. The record is from RefSeq and is a predicted model, not a curated record. Gene Ontology annotation, molecular function: cysteine-type peptidase activity.